UUGCCACAAUGUUGUUCUUAUUAAAAUAAAAUUCCAUACAUGUAAAAUAACCCGCAUACAUUUUUGAAAAGCAAAAAAAAAUAAAUAAUGUUAUUAAGUUACGGUCGUAGUGGUACGUGAAAAUUUGCAGACUGAGAAUAACAGUGAGAACCGAGUUUAGUAUGUUACGGGUAUAUAAAAAGAUUGAAACCACUGCAUCGAGGCGAUAGCGAUUGCAAUUUGCAGGCAGACACCUCAGUAUCAAGUGGUCUAUUGUUGUGUUUUGUGUACAUACAUUCCUAACUACAACAUCAUGACUGGAGUCGUCUAUGACGAUAACUUCAUCACACACAAAUGUUUAUGGGACGAAAACUACUCAGAGAAUCCACAGCGAUAUACAUCUGUACUAGACCGAUGUAAUUCAUUGGGAUUGAUCGAUCGGUGCAUUAAAAUAUCAUCACGACAAGCCACCAAAGAAGAAUUACUGUCUAAACAUACGGUUAAACAUAUUGAUUUAUUAGAAAGUACAGAGCAGUACAAUGAUGAACAAUUGGAAAAAUUGUCUUCAAGAUAUGACUCAAUAUAUGUGCAUAAUUCGACUUACAGACAAUCCCUCCUUGCAGCAGGUAGUUCAAUUGAACUAGUCAAAGCAGUUGUAGAUGACCGUAUACAAAAUGGAAUGGCCUUUGUUCGACCUCCUGGACACCAUGCCAUGGAAUCUGAAUACAGUGGUUAUUGUUUUAUCAACAAUGUUGCAAUAGCUACUCAAUAUUUAUUAGAUAAAACAGCUAUCCAAAAAAUUCUUAUUGUCGACUGGGAUAUUCACCAUGGUCAGGCUACUCAACAAAUGUUUUAUGAAGACCCAAGAGUGUUAUAUUUUUCUAUUCAUCGUUAUGAGCAUGGACAAUUUUGGCCAAAUUUAAGAGAAAGUGAUUUUGAUCAUGUAGGCAAUGGUAGUGGUACUGGUUUCAAUGUGAAUGUUCCACUAAAUGACACUGGAAUGAAAAAUGAAGAUUAUAUGGCUAUAAUACAUUACUUAUUAAUUCCUUUAGCAACUGAGUUUUCUCCAGAUCUCAUAAUUGUUUCAAGUGGAUAUGAUUCAGCUAUUGGAGAUCCCAAAGGUGAAAUGUUGGUUACUCCAGCGUGUUAUGCUCACAUGACACAUAAACUGAUGAGUCUUAGCUGUGGUAGAGUAGUUGCCAUACUGGAGGGAGGGUACUACUUGAAGAGUUUGGCUGAAAGUGCAGCAUUGACAUUAAGAGCAUUACUGGGAGAUCCAUGUCCAGUCAUUGGGUCAUUAAAACAACCGUGUAAAAGUGUAAUGGAAACCAUUGGUAACGUGAUUUAUGCUCAUAGACAUUAUUGGGAUUGCUUCAAGUAUAAUAUUUUUUACAAAGAAAAUCUUCCAAAAAUUCAUUACAAUUUCUUUGAUGAAAAGCCAGAGAUAUAUCAGACAAGAAAUAUGUAUCCAAAAAUUGAUACUACAGAUUUUGAUAUAAUAUUAAACAAUAUUAUUACAGAGACCAACCUAUUCAAUCCAAAAAUUAGAGUUGGAUUAAUAUCCAAAGUGAUUGAGCUUUCAAACAGCAAUUUUAAAAAUAGCGAUAUCUAUCAAUAUUUAAAAUCAAAAAUUGGAAAUUUACAUGUCUUAAAGGAACGCCAAUUUACAAUUGAAGAAUUUAAUAUAGUUUAUUCAUUCGAGUACAUCAAAGAAAUAUUGAAUAAACAGAAAUAUAUUGACGAAGAAAAGUGUACUAUCAAAAAUAAUAAUGAAUUCAUUCAAGAUAAUCCUAUGUUUCAUACAUUUUCUUUUUCUGUUGGACCACUAUUGCAGAUUAUUGAUUCAAUAUUUUCAAAUGAAAUUAAAUCUGGGAUAUUUGUAUCAUCAAUUUCAAACUUAAGUAAAAAUGAUGUCUCAUGUUCUUUAAAUACUUCCAUAAUCGGUGCCAACUAUGCCAUAAAAAAAUAUUACUUGAAAAGAAUAUUAAUAAUUGAACUGAAUGAAAAUGUUACACAAAUAUACUCUAAUGACCAAAUAUUAGUUAUUUCAAUGCAUAGCUUAUUAAAUAGCUCAAAAGCUAUAAAUGGAAACAAUCACAUCAAUAUUUCAUGGUCAAAAAAAAUAUUGAAUGAAGCAGAAUUUACAACAAUGGUGCAACAUCUGAUUUUACCAAUUGCUUAUGAAUAUAAUCCUGAAUUGAUAAUUGUGUCCUCAAAGUUUUACUCUAAUAUAAAUAAUAACAUAAACGGUAUACAAAUGACUCCUAUCAUGUGUGGAUAUCUUAUUCAAUGGUUAAGUACUUUGGCUAAUGGAAGACUUAUAUUAUAUGAACAAGAUGCACACAAUAAUUCAAUAUAUAGAAACAAAUGUUUAUUACAGUGCUCUAAAGCUUUACUUGGUGAACCAAUAUCAAAAUUACGCGUUACAAAUUUAAUGAAUUUUGAAUCUAAAGAUAUUCUACUAAUCAAUAUAAAAAAUCACAAAAGUAAUUGGAAAUCUUUGCAAUUUUAAAUAAAUAUAACAAUGUAAGGCUCAUAUUUUUAAUUCUAAAAUAUGUUUGGCAUGGUUUCCAAAUUAAUCGAUUUAUAUAUUAUUAUGUUCAUAUUAUGAAUAACUAAAUUAUGUAUUUACAUAAUGAAUAAAAUAGUUUGAUAAUAUAUUAUUAUUAUUUUUUUAUUUCAAAAGAAAACAAGAUUAUUUUUCAAUGCAUUGUUUUAUUUAUUAAAUAUACAAUCAAUUAAAUAAACAUAAAAUUGUAUUUAUGAAACAUAGUAAAUACUAAAUUAUUAGUGACCAAAAUUAAGAUACCUACCUAAAGCUUAAGAAUAAAUAUUGCACAAUUGAGAAUUUGAAAAAAAAAUAUCACAUACA
Molecule: messenger RNA, 2851 nt
Organism: Metopolophium dirhodum (rose-grain aphid)
Lineage: Eukaryota; Metazoa; Arthropoda; Insecta; Hemiptera; Aphididae
Product: histone deacetylase 6-like
Exons: 16
Coding region: 293-2491 (732 amino acids)
Biological process (GO): chromatin organization
Cellular component (GO): histone deacetylase complex
Molecular function (GO): histone deacetylase activity
Source: RefSeq, a predicted model, not a curated record